AAAAACCAGUUCCUCUGAUUUUUCCUCAAUUGGCUGAAACAAGUUUCGUAAUCAAAGAGUGUUCCUUUUAAGAAAAGUUUCAUCCUUUGUAACAGAUCUGAACAAGGGUACAUAGAAAUUUUGAUUUCACGAUUCAUCCGCCAUUUUUUCUUGUCUGGGGAAAAAUAUACAAAGGGUGAGAUCGAAGAGGUGAAAAAAUGGCGCAUAGGGUAGAACAGGACUAUGAUUAUUUGUUCAAGAUCGUGUUAAUCGGUGAUUCUGGUGUCGGGAAAUCUAACAUCUUGUCUAGAUUCACAAGAAAUGAGUUUUGCUUGGAAUCUAAGUCCACCAUUGGUGUUGAAUUCGCCACCAGAACUCUUCAGGUUGAAGGAAAGACUGUUAAGGCCCAGAUCUGGGACACUGCAGGUCAAGAGCGGUACAGAGCCAUCACAAGCGCUUACUACAGAGGCGCGGUUGGUGCACUUCUUGUCUACGACAUCACCAAAAGACAGACUUUUGACAAUGUCCUAAGGUGGCUACGCGAACUAAGAGACCAUGCAGAUUCCAACAUUGUGAUCAUGAUGGCUGGGAACAAAGCCGAUCUAAACCAUUUGAGAUCAGUUGCUGAGGAAGAUGGUCAGACUCUAGCUGAGACAGAAGGUCUCUCUUUCUUGGAGACAUCUGCUCUUGAAGCCACCAAUGUCGAGAAAGCGUUUCAAACCGUGUUAGCAGAGAUUUAUCACAUCAUCAGCAAAAAAGCUUUGGCUGCUCAAGAAGCAGCAGCUGCUAACUCUGCUAUUCCGGGGCAAGGAACAACAAUUAACGUUGAUGACACAUCCGGAGCUGCCAAAAGAGGUUGCUGCUCUACUUAAUUGGAAGUUUAAACUUUCGUUUUCCCUUGAUUUUCUUCUCUCUCUCUCUCUGUCCCUCUCUCUGUCUUUUUCACUUAAAGUUUUGGCUGAUGAAAUGUAACAACGGUGCAAGACCAUGUAGAAUAUCAUUUCUUCAUUUACUCUUGUCUUACCAUCUUCGAUGGGUUUGUGUUCAAUCAGAAAAGAAGAAGAAAAAGCUUGUUAUUACUA
Molecule: messenger RNA, 1061 nt
Organism: Capsella rubella
Lineage: Eukaryota; Viridiplantae; Streptophyta; Magnoliopsida; Brassicales; Brassicaceae
Product: ras-related protein RABA2d
Exons: 3
Coding region: 198-851 (217 amino acids)
Cellular component (GO): endosome
Molecular function (GO): GTP binding; GTPase activity
Source: RefSeq, a predicted model, not a curated record